GAAGCGCUGCGAGAAGUGGAUUGUUCUCCUCUGGACUCUCGGAAAUCUGACUGGGCGACUCAAGACCGCAGAGAACAACCGGAUCCCCGAGAGUUGGCACUUAUCACAGGUCAAACAAACAUAUUCUGUGACACAUUUCUGCAGCGCUGCAGUGGGAGGACACUAACAAACUGUAAUGCUGAAAUAUGAGAGAACAGAACCGGGGCGGGUGAAGGCACAUGGGAGAGGACUUGCCGUAUAUUCUGGGCUGUAAAAAGGAGGAAAAAUGUGCUGAAGAGAUGAUUACAACAACUUUGAUUCCCGGCGGCGAAGCUCUGCACACCUAUCACUCCAGGCAACACAAAUGGACUGAUAGACGGAGAGGACUGUAGAGCCGAACUGUUACACUUCAUCCUACAGUUUCAUCAGACUUUGGAGAGACAGCGUCAUUCACAAGGGGAGCUGAUAUCCACAAAGGAACUCGGUUCCUGAAGCCAAAAUGUUCCGGCUGACUCUGGCAGCUUUGGGUCUUUUGUGGAGCAUUUUCAUUUGCAACAUGAGCACAAGUUGUGCGCAAGAAAGACAGGGUUACCUGGUCGCCGCCCCCUCGGUGUUCCGAGCGGGUGUUGAGGAGAGUGUGAGUGUAACCAUCUUCAAUGCAAAAGCAGAAACACCCGUCCAGGUGCAGCUGUCGGUGAAGGGACAGACAGUCGCCCACAGUCACAGCUCAGUGUUCGAUAAAGGAACCAUCAAACUGAAGGUUCCCUCUGGGCUCAGAGGUCAGGCCCAUCUGAAGGUGUGGGGGAACCGUCACCUGACAGAGGGAGGUUACAUUUUCCACAACUACACUACCGUCACCGUGGAGAGCAAGGGCACCGCUGUCUUCAUCCAGACUGACAAACCCAUCUACAAACCCAAACAUAAAGUGUUCAUCAAUGUUUACACAGUCUCACCUGACUUGAGGCCAGUGAAUGACAAGAUUGAGGCAUACAUUUUGGAUCCAAAAGGAUCCAGGAUGGUCCAGUGGAAGGAACUUCCAUCUGUCUGCUGUGGGAUUGUGAAUAUGAGUUUUCCUCUGUCCGACCAGCCUGUGUUUGGAGAGUGGUUUAUCUUUGUAGAGGUCCAGGGCCACACCUACAACAAGUCGUUUGACGUGCAGAAAUACGUUAUGCCCAAGUUUGAGCUGGUGAUCGAUCCACCACGUUACAUCCGUGAUCUCAGCUCAUGUGAGCAGGCCAGCGUCACAGCCAGGUAUAUCUUUGGGAAACCAGUGACAGGAAAGUUGACUGUGAAUAUGACGGUAAAUGGGGUUGGUUACUACCGCCAUGAGAUGGGCCAUCCUGUUAUCAAAACUCUGGAGAUCAAGGGCUCUGCAAAUUUCAGCCUGUGUGUUAAGGAGAUGAUGCCUGUGGAUGUGGCUGAUCACUUCAGGGGGACAGUCAGCAUUUGGGCAUCUGUGGCCAGCAUUGACGGGAGCAGGCAAACCACGUUUGAUGAUUCCACAGCAGUUCACAAACAGCUCAUUGACAUCAAGUAUUCAAAGGAGACACGCAAGCAGUUCAAGCCUGGUCUACCCUACAAAGGAAAGAUCGAGGUUACCUAUCCUGAUGGAAGCCCAGCUGACGGGGUGAGGGUGCGAGUUAAAGCAGAGCUGACUCCUAAGGACAAUGUCUACACCAGUGAACUGAUCUCCAAGGAUGGCCAAGCCACCUUUGAGAUCCCCUCCAUCCCUACAGCUGCUCAGUAUGUCUGGCUUGAGACCAAGGUGAUGUCAAUUGAUGGGAAGACCGUGGGAGACCAGUACUUACCGAGCUACCUGUCAAUAAGUAGUUGGUACUCUCCAAGUAGGUGUCACGUCCAGAUCCAGAGCCCCAGUGCCCCUCUCAAAGUUGGCCAGGAAGCCGAAGUGGCCCUUAAAUCCACAUGUCCAUGUAACUUCACCUUACACUACGAGGUGGCAUCCAGGGGAAACAUCGUCCUCUCAGGGAAACAGCCAGCCAACCUGACGGCCUCGCACCGAGAAAAGAGGGCGACAGUCAUCUUUGAUAAGAACGUCCACGCCACCCAACUCCCUCCUUCUGCCUCUGGAAGUGUUGCAGAUGUUUCCUCACAGACGGAGAUGGACAGCUGUCUGUCUUAUUUACGUUUCCCUGUAAGUCACAGCAUGGCGCCCAUCAGCCGGCUGCUGGUGUACUACGUGAGACAAAACGGCGAGGGUGUCACAGAUAGUCUGCAGAUUUCUGUGCAGCCUGAGUUUGAGAACCAGGUGUCCGUCUCUUUGUCGUCUAAUCAGUCCAUGCCAGGGGACCCAGUGACCCUGCGUGUCCGGGCUGAGAAGGGCUCCUGUGUUUGCGUUGCCGCUGUGGAUAAGAGUCUGUACCUGUUAAAACCUGACUUUCAGCUGAGUCCUGACAAGGUGUUUAAGGAGCUGGCAGAAUUUGAUGUUUCAGAUGUCUUCGGCAUUCCUAAAGAUGAUGGACACUUCUGGUGGCCUGGCCUGUCGUCAAAGAGACGCAGACGCUCCUCUGUGUUCCCAUGGCACUGGGACAUCACUAAGGAUGCUCGCUUUGCUUUCGCAGAAACAGGGCUGGUGGUGAUGACGGAUAUGGUGAGUUUAAAUCACCGGCAGAGCGGCGGCAUGUACACGGAUGAGGCUGUUCCUGCCUUUCAGCCACACACCUCCACCUUAGUGGCUGCCACACACCCCCGCCCCACAAGCAGAGCGGAGAGUCGGAGACGCACAUUUUUCCCAGAGACGUGGGUGUGGCACUGCCUCAAUGUUAGCUCUGACACGGGGGAAGCUGACCUGCAGCUGGACCUGCCGGAUUCCAUCACCACCUGGGUCACGGAAGCUGUUGGCCUGUCUGAAGAGAAGGGAUUGGGUUUAGCAAAGAGGGCAGAGCUUCGUACUUUCAAGCCCUUCUUUGUUGAUUUUACGCUGCCCUACAGCUUAAUCAGAGGGGAGCAGACCAAAGUUCCCCUCACCGUGUACAACUACCUGCCCACCUGUUCUGAGGUUCAUGUAAAAGUGUCAGUUGCAAAGGGCAUCAAGUUUAUUGGCCAUCCUGGAAAGCACCACCUUACCAGAAAGAAGUGUGUUGCUCCCGGACAGGCUGCUCCCACCUCCAUUGUGUUGUCCUUCACCGAACUGGGAUCGGUUAACAUCACAGCUCGGGCCAUUGCCUACAGUGCACCAAGCUGCUGUUCAGAUGGUUUCCUGACAGGCAAAAUGGGAAACGAUUUGGACGACAGGAGGAUCCCAACCGGCGUGGACUAUGUCCGCAGGACCGUCCUGGUGGAGCCAGAAGGCCUUCCCAGAGAAUACACCUACAGUGUUUUCUUCUGUCCCAACGAGAGGAUCCAUAUUUCCACUCCUAACAAGUACGAGUACCAGUAUGUCAAAAAGCCGGCGAAGAUGAGCCAGUUUGAGGUGGCGGUGAAGACCCACAACGAUGCCCACAUCGCCCUCUCCGCCAGCCCACAUGACAGCGCAGAGAUGCUUGAAAUUGUCCUGGGUGGCAGGCAGAACACCCGCUCCUGGAUUUCCUUAGGCAAGAUGGGCGAUGCACUCGUCAGCGCCUCUACACCCAGUAUCCUGUCCUGGGAUGAAUUCCGCAGUUUUUGGAUCAGCUGGAGGGGAGGAUCGGUACAGGUGGGCCAUGGUUUGCAUCCAUCUAAUGAGUCUGUCAUCCUCCAGUGGGCAGGUCAAGUCCCAGGACAGGUGCAACAUAUUGGCUUCUCGACAGGCUGGGGCUCAGUGGGGGAGUUUAAGAUCUGGAAGAAGGAGGACUCUGAUGACAACCACAGUGAGGCCUUUACGCUGGGGGUCCCACACAACAUGGUCCCUGGAUCAGAAAAGGCUACUGCAUUUAUGAUUGGGGAUGUCAUGGGACCAACUCUUAAUAACCUGGACAAGCUGCUGAGGCUUCCCUUUGGGUGUGGCGAGCAAAACAUGAUCCACUUUGCCCCUAACGUCUUUGUUCUGAAGUACUUGCAGAAGACCAGGCAGCUCACCCCUGAGGUUGAAAAUGAAGCAACUGACUACCUGCUGCAAGGCUACCAGAGGCAGCUGACAUACAAACGGCAGGAUGGAUCCUAUAGUGCCUUUGGGGAAAGGGAUUCCUCUGGGAGUAUGUGGUUGACAGCAUUUGUGCUGAAGUCCUUCGCUCAGUCUCGCGGAUUCAUCUUCAUUGACCCCGAGGAGCUUCGCGCAGCCAAGUCUUGGCUCAUCAAAUAUCAGCGAGAAGACGGUUCCUUCCCCGCCAUGGGACGCAUCCUCAACAAAGACCUGCAGGGAGGAAUCCAUGGAAAGAUUUCUCUUACAGCGUAUGUGGUAGCAGCUCUGCUGGAGACAGGAAUCACCACAGAGGAGGAGAAAGUGUCAGUGGCCAAAGCCAAGGACUUCUUGGAGAGCAACACGUAUUCGGCUGAUGAUCCGUACACCACCGCUCUGUCCGCAUACACCUUGGCUCUGCUGCGCAGCCCUUACGCCCUGCUGGCGCUGCGUCGUCUCAACCACAUGGCCAUCACACAAGAUGGACUUACCCACUGGAGUCUGACUGGCAGUACGGUGUCUGACGAAGACACUUUCAUGGGCUUCAGCGAUGGCCUUUCUCAGUCAGUGGUGUCAGCAGAGGUGGAGAUGACCGCCUACGGGCUUCUGACCUACACCCUGGUGGGGGAUGUGGCGUCUGCCCUCCCUGUGGUUAAAUGGCUCUCCCAACAAAGGAAUGCCUUGGGCGGCUUUUCCUCCACGCAGGACACGUGUGUGGCUCUGCAUGCUCUGUCAGAGUAUGCCAUCCUGUCUUAUGUAGGCGGGGUAAACCUCACCAUCUCACUGGCCUCCACCAACCUCGACUUCCAGGAGACCUUUGAACUAAACAGGGACAACAAGAAACUCCUUCAGAGUGCCAAGAUCCCCAGUAUCCCUACAGGGCUUUUCGUCAGUGCUAAAGGAGAGGGUUGCUGCCUCAUGCAGAUUGAUGUGUCUUACAACGUGCCUGACCCAGUGUCCAAGCCGGCUUUUCAGCUAAAAGUGGACCUGAAAGAGCGUCCUCAGGAGCGGCACCCUCAACCCGCCUCUUCCUCUUCCCGUCAUUCAACGUCACGCUCCCGGAGUCGAGCGGACAAUCGCUCCGAGCUCAGUCGGAAGCGGCGGGCACCGGUUGAUGAUGACGACCCAGCAGCCCACCAGGACAAAAUGGACUUUAACAUCUCCUUAGAAGUUUGUGCCAGAUGGCUCCACUCAGGCUCAUCUAACAUGGCAGUCAUAGAAGUUCCCAUGAUUUCUGGCUUCCGAGCAGAUGUCGAAAGUCUAGAGAGGGUACUGAUGGACAAGAGAGUAGGCCUGAAGAGAUACGAGCUGAGUGGGAGAAAAGUCUUGUUCUACUUCGAUGAGAUUCCCAGUCAGUGUAUGACGUGUGUAGCCUUCCAAGCUGUCAGGGAAUACAUCGUGGGCAAGACUGCGCCUGUCCCGGUCAAGAUCUACGACUACUAUGAACCAGCGUUUGAGGCCACCAGAUUCUACAACGUGAGUGAGAGCAGUCCGCUUGCACGGGAGCUGUGUGAUGGGCCUACUUGCAACGAGGUGGAGAGUUCAACCAAUCAGUGGAUAGGUUUCGUGCAGGCAAAUCAGUGCAACAAUGUGUUUGGCUGUCUGGAGGAGGAGCAGUUUGAGCGUUGCACAUGUUACAGGGACUGUGGCUACGACGGGGAGCCUGUCUGUGGCUCAGACGGCCAGCUCUACCAGAACCAGUGUCAGUUGGAAGUCUUUGCCUGUCGAAACGGGACGCGCAUCAAGCAGGUUCCACUGUCCCAGUGCCCACACAUGGAGAGCACCAAAGACAAUCAGUCAGUAGUGAGCCAGGAAACGGAGCAGCCCUCUGUCCCUGUAAGCACAGGUGAGGAGGAACAGGGCUCAGUUGCAGAGGUGUCUUACUACUCCUAUGAAUAUGACUUAGAUUCCGAGCCUUUUCUUGCCGAUGCAGAAGGAAGGGACAGUUUUGACGUGCCUGACGGUGGAGGGGGUUUAGGGCAUAAGGUGGACCUACCGGCAGACACCCAGCUACCCACAAUGGGAACAAAAAACACACCUGACCGAUGAACUGAAGAAGCCGUGUCCAGCUCCAAAUUGUAUCAUAUUUGUGAAUAUGUUUGUGAAUGAAAAGAAAAGAGGCAUCUGGGACUUCUUUGGAGUAAGAUUUGGCUGCUCAUGAAAAUGAGCGGGUAAAUGUUUGUUAUUAAGUAAAUGGAGUCCGAGUGGAUGCCUUUUAUCAUGUAUGUUUGUUUCUGUGUGCAGUUGGAUGUGAAUGUAUAUUAUUAUUAUUGUUAUUAUUAAUAUUAUUAUUAUUAUUGUUAUUAUUAUUAUUAUUAUUAUUAUUAUUAUUAUUAUUAAGCUAGAAACCUCCAGACAUGUCUUCCUGUAAACUCUUAGUAAGCAAUAAGCACCAUAAUUAUUCACUGUGCUGCCUUUAUAAUCACUAGAAGAAAUAAUCAACUAUUUAUGUUUGUAAUGACACCAGAUGUUAAGCAAAAUGUGUUGUUAUAUUUUCUAUCUGUGGUAUUUAUUUUUAGUUAGAGUUCAUGUUUUUAUUUUUGUUUAAUUCAUUACCCUUCCAUGCGGCUUACUAAUUUCAUUUUCUGUUUUUUAUUUUUUCUUUAAUUGCAAGCUUUAACUGAAUAUUUGGAAGUUCUGAUAACAUUUCUGUGCUGUUUCCUGCUGGUAAGAGAAAGAAAAUAUGCUAACCAUGUGCUUUACAGAAACAUAUGUUAUGUUUUUCAUUCUAAAGAUAUUUUGAUUCUUUUUUUGUUGUAUCUGUUAGCACAAAGGAGACAGGGAAACAAAACUGGGAAAGGGGAACAGACAUGCAACAAAAGCCUCUGAUCAUCUCAGAUCACAGACUGUACAUUUGUUGGAAAGAUGCCUUUCUGUCGCUGGUCCACCUUGACUCUCCAUCCGUCUUUGAAACUACCCAACCACGACACCUUCAUCAUCCGCUCUGACCAUCCACCUACGGUGGGAUCUGAUUGUACAGUUCAUAAGCUAUUUUGUUUUUGUUCGGUUUCCAUUUGUGAAGAAAUCAAUUUAAAAAUAAAGUCUGAAGUUUUGAGUCUCUGUAAAUGCACCAAAUUUGAUUACAUUCAAUACUGAUUCAUAUCAAAAUUUGUGUUUUUGUUGUUUUGUUUUUUUUUUUUUUAACAAGAAUGAAAAUAAA
Cololabis saira (Pacific saury) is the source of this 7193-nucleotide messenger RNA. RefSeq names its product C3 and PZP like alpha-2-macroglobulin domain containing 8 (gene cpamd8). NCBI's taxonomy places the organism in Eukaryota, Metazoa, Chordata, Actinopteri, Beloniformes, Belonidae. Gene Ontology annotation, cellular component: extracellular region. Gene Ontology annotation, molecular function: protein binding; endopeptidase inhibitor activity. The transcript has 44 exons. The record is from RefSeq and is a predicted model, not a curated record. Bases 479 to 6082 code for a protein of 1867 amino acids.